Molecule: messenger RNA, 2870 nt
Organism: Labeo rohita (rohu)
Lineage: Eukaryota; Metazoa; Chordata; Actinopteri; Cypriniformes; Cyprinidae
Gene: ilf3b
Product: interleukin enhancer binding factor 3b
Exons: 18
Coding region: 178-2223 (681 amino acids)
Cellular component (GO): precatalytic spliceosome
Molecular function (GO): single-stranded RNA binding; double-stranded RNA binding
Source: RefSeq, a predicted model, not a curated record
AUCCUAUUGGUCAACUGAUACCACAUGGUACCGUUCCAGUCCAGCGCACGCUGAUUCUUUACAGCGGCAGAACGGUGGACGGGUGCAUCUUUGUCGCUGCGCUGACCAACUGGAGCAGCAUUCCUCUGCCACAUAUAGACUAACACUGCCAAACUGAAGAACCACUUUGUAGCCAUUAUGCCGCCUCCAAUUCGUCAUCGCUCCAUGCGCAUCUUUGUGAACGACGACCGCCAUGUGAUGGCCAAACACUCUGCAAUCUAUCCCACCCAGGAGGAGCUGGAAGGGGUGCAGAACAUGGUGUCCCACACCGAACGUGCUCUCAAGGCUGUCUCUGAUUGGCUGGACGAGCAGGAGAAAGGCAAUGCCAAACCGAAUGCCUUGGACUCUGAUGGAGAUGGCGAGAAAGAGACUGAACCAAAGUCAAUGGAGCAGCCCACUCGUUCACUGCGUGGAGUCAUGCGCGUGGGGCUAGUAGCUAAAGGUCUCCUGCUGAAGGGAGAUCUUGAUCUGGAGCUCGUGCUGUUGUGCAAAGACAAACCCACCAUCACCCUGCUGAAGAAAGUGUCUGACAAUCUCGCGGUGCAGCUUAAGCUCAUCACGGAAGAAAAAUAUGACGUUAAAUCGAGCAUCCGCGAUGCCACCAUUGUCAUCAAGAACUCCAAGGAGCCCCCGCUGACCCUUACCAUUCACCUGACUUCACCUCUCGUGAGGGAGGAGGUUGAGAAGCAGGCUGCCGGAGAAACGCUAUCAGUCAACGAUCCCCCGGAUGUACUGGACAGGCAGAAAUGCCUGACUGCCUUGGCGUCCCUCCGCCACGCCAAGUGGUUCCAGGCCAGGGCUAAUGGACUACGCUCCUGUGUGAUUGUCAUCCGUAUCCUGAGGGACCUCUGUGCUCGUGUUCCCACCUGGGCCCCUCUGCGAGGUUGGCCCUUAGAACUGCUGUGCGAGAAGGCGAUUGGCACUGGGAAUCGGCCAAUGGGAGCAGGAGAAGCUCUUCGUAGAGUUCUCGAGUGUCUCGCAUCUGGAAUCCUAAUGGCUGAUGGUUCAGGCAUUUGUGACCCUUGCGAAAAGGAGCCAACAGAUGCUAUCAGUCACGUGGAUCGCCAGCAGCGGGAGGACAUCACCCAGAGUGCUCAGCAUGCCUUGAGGCUUUCAGCUUUUGGACAGCUGCACAAAGUACUUGGCAUGGACCCGCUUCCUUCAAAAAUGCCCAGAAAACCACGAAGUGAGACACCUAUUGACUACACAGUUCAAAUCCCACCCAGCACAACCUACGUGCCCCCGAUGAAACGCCCCAUGGAGGAGGAGGAGGCUACUGAUGAGAAGAACCCAAACAAGAAAAAGAAGAAAUUGCAGAAGAAAUCUCCAGAGGAGAAGGCAGAGCCACCGCAGGCCAUGAAUGCCCUGAUGCGUCUGAACCAGCUGAAGCCGGGUCUACAGUACAAACUCAUCUCUCAGACCGGACCCGUCCAUGUGCCCGUGUUUACUAUGGCUGUAGAGGUGGACGGAAAGAACUUUGAAGCUUCUGGUCCAUCCAAACGCACUGCGAAACUACACGUAGCUGUCAAAGUCUUGCAAGAUAUGGGUCUGCCAACAGGAUUGGACCAAAAGGUAGCUGAACUGGUCAAACUAGAGGAGCCGGUGGCCACACAGGAGACUUUGCCUGCUGUGACCCAAAUGGAGCCCGAACCAGCUCCAACCUCAGACAGCCCCACUGAUGAGAGCGCUCGACAGCAGGGACCUAUCCUAACCAAACAUGGAAAGAACCCUGUUAUGGAGCUUAACGAAAAACGCAGAGGACUGAAGUACGAGCUCAUCUCUGAGACCGGUGGAAGCCAUGACAAACGCUUUGUCAUGGAGGUGGAGAUCGACGGACAGAAGUUCCAGGGUACCGGAUCCAAUAAAAAGGUGGCGAAGGCCUACGCAGCACUUGCAGCCCUGGAGAAGCUCUUCCCAGAAGGCUCCAACUCCGAUGCAAACAAGAAAAAGAAAAUGCCUCCAAUGCACCCCGGAUUUGGGAUGGUGGCUGGGCCACCUGCUGACAUGGCAGUCAAUCCCAGGGGCAGAGGAAGAGGACGUGGCAGGGGCAGAGGCCGGGGAUUUAACAAUGGAGGAGGAUUCAAUCAAGGUGGAUACGGGACUUAUGGAUAUGGUGGCAAUAACAACUCUGGCUACAGUGACUUUGUCUCAGACUCCUAUGGCUACCACGAGUUUGCGACAUAAACCGCCCAAUGUUUUCAAUAAGCACGCAAAUGUGAAACGAAAAAUUCAGACCGAGGGGGAAAAAAAACACUGGUUACCCACAUUAUAAACUCGUUUCCUUGUGAUGUACCGCCCACAAUCUCACCUCAAAAAACCUGCACCAACGAUCAACUAACACUGUGGAUGUGAACGGGAGUUUCUGCCUACGGAAAUCAAGAAAAGCAAGACGUAUUAUUUGUGCUGUGAUCAGUGCAGUCGGACUGAUAGUAGCUGUAGCAGACUGAUAUUUCAUAAUGGCUGUAUCUUCACUACAGCUCUCAAGUCACUGUAUAAGCCAUUUUUUGCCAACAGUUUAGUUGUUUUUCCUGGAAUAAUGUUCAAAAAGAAUUUUUAAUUGUCACUUCCAUACAUUGCCAUGUCUUUAAUGUUUUAAAGUUUAUUUAUUUUCUUUUUUUAAAUGUGGUGAAUGCCAUUGAUCGUGAGGAAACUGGGCUUGUAAGGAGUAGGCACAGAUUUUUAAUAUCAGAAUAUUAUCAAUUCUGUGAACUAUUGAUUAAAUGGGGUAUAUUUGCGGCAUUUUUUUUUUGUUGUUGUUUUUAAAAUGAUGUUUGUGGACUACGUCUUAUUUUGCAAUAAAUUCAAGUUAAUUUACAAACCUGUGAUUAUCU